AUGCCUUCUUACAAGCUGACUUACUUUCCUGUUCGUGGAAGGGCCGAGGUUUCAAGGUUAAUCUUCAAGCAAGCAGAAGUUGAUUUUGAAGAUGUACGCAUAGGAGGAGAGGACUGGGUAAAAUUCAAGCCAAACACACCCUAUGGCUCAAUGCCAGUACUGGAAGUUGAUGGCAAGAUGCUUGGUGGAAGUGGCAGCAUUCAACGAUACCUAGCAGAGAAGUUUGGUCUGGCUGGCUCAAAUGAUUUCGAGAAUGCUGAAAUUGACAGCAUUAUUGACGCUAUUGGAGACCUCGCUCAGGAGCUAGGGAAACUUCACUCUGAGAAAGAUGAGGCAAAGAAAGCUGAAUUAGUUGAAAAAAUGAAAACCGAAACUGUCCCAAAGUUUUUUGGGAUUUUUGAGAAACUUAUCUCGAACAACGCUUCUGGUUGGAUAUAUGGCUCUAAGGUUACGUAUGCUGAUUUUGCCUUGUACAAUGUCAUGGGAUGGGUGCAGACAGGAGCUGCUGACAGUUUUCCAGCUAUUAAGAAAAAUAUGGAAGCCGUUGAAACGCUACCUAACAUUGCGAAAUGGCUGAAGGAACGACCCGAAUCUGACUUCUAG
This is a messenger RNA of Halichondria panicea, 603 nucleotides long. Its product is annotated as glutathione S-transferase 1-like. NCBI's taxonomy places the organism in Eukaryota, Metazoa, Porifera, Demospongiae, Suberitida, Halichondriidae. Gene Ontology annotation, biological process: glutathione metabolic process. The record is from RefSeq and is a predicted model, not a curated record. Gene Ontology annotation, molecular function: glutathione transferase activity. The transcript has a single exon. Bases 1 to 603 code for a protein of 200 amino acids.